Messenger RNA from Alosa alosa (allis shad), 2419 nucleotides. It is a transcript of the gene ppp1r3b, whose product is annotated as protein phosphatase 1, regulatory subunit 3B. Gene Ontology annotation, cellular component: protein phosphatase type 1 complex. The record is from RefSeq and is a predicted model, not a curated record. Gene Ontology annotation, biological process: regulation of glycogen biosynthetic process. Gene Ontology annotation, molecular function: protein phosphatase 1 binding; glycogen binding. The transcript is spliced from 2 exons. Bases 306 to 1166 code for a protein of 286 amino acids. Lineage: Eukaryota; Metazoa; Chordata; Actinopteri; Clupeiformes; Clupeidae.
CAUGCCUAAUGAGUCGUCUGUGAUUGGUUUAUACUACAUGUCCACGUGCACCCGGUGUGAUCUUGGGCUUAACACCGUGAGAGCGUUCCACUUUGAUGCUAAAGAAGGUAGCCUAUGUAACGUAGAUCCAACUGCAAGGGAAUUAUUACCUUCAAUGAGUUGGAAGUAGCAGUCCCGGACAAAUCCACUGACCAUGGGCCGGCAGACAGAAAGAGCAUGCCACUAAUAUAAGGAAGAGCAGGCAAAAGGCUAUCUUGUUUCGCCAAUUAUCCUGUGCACACUACAGUUCCUCGUAUAAGUCUGCCAUGCCAGUAGACUUGGCAAUGCCACUCUUCCUGGCAAAUGGGGACUUCCAUGGGAAAAGAUGCUCCAGGCCUGUAAAAGCUUUACAGCCAUGUCUGAACCAAGAUGAAGGCCAAACAGUCAAACGAGGUUGCUCCCAGCAGUGGUCCAGUUUGGACGAGGUGAGCACACUCAAAGCAAAGAAGAAGCAGGUGUCUUUUGCUGACCACAGGGGCAUGGCUCUCACCAGGAUCAAAGUCUUCUCAGAGUUCGAGGAUCCCAUCGACAUCCCGCUCAACAUCCAGGAACUUCUGCGCUCGGCGCUCAGCCUGUCAGAGAAGGACACGCUGGUCCUCGCCUUCACCCAGCCGUCAUCCGACUACCUGCUCUUCCGCCAGCGGCUGGAGCGCGACUACGUCUGCCUGGAGCACUGCACGCUCCAGGAGCGGGCUCUGGCGGGCACGGUGAAGGUCAAGAAUCUGUCCUUCGAGAAGUCGGUCAAGCUGCGCAUCACCUACGACACGUGGAAGAGCCACGUCGAUGUGCCGUGCCAGUACAUGAAGGCCACCUACACUGACGAGAACCGGGACACCUUCGCCUUCGAGGUGAGCCUGCCCAGUGACUUGCGGCCGCACGAGCGUAUCGAGUUUGCCAUCCUCUAUGAGGAGAGCGGAGUACAACACUGGGACAGCAAUGAGGGGCAAAACUACAGGAUCGUUCCGUCCUCGCUGAAGGUAGAACACCAAAAUACAAGUCCAAUACAAAAUGACACCAGUGACUGGGGCAUUCACUUUGACUGCUAUGGGAGCCCCAGAUGCUCUCAUGGGAUCUUCCCUAAUUGGCCAGGAUAUGCAAGCUAUGAGGAAAUCGGGCCUUACUACUAGUCCUUGUAAUGCUACUAACCUUUCAGACCUGUUGUCUUCAUAUUUGCCAAUGGAAGAUUGAGAUGGCAUCUUUUUUCCUUUGCGUGCAGGGUAAAGGUAGUACCACUUUCUGACCUCAGACACACUAACUCAGAACUAAGACGGUGUCUUGGCUUUAUUACACCAAUCCAAACAGGAUGAAUUCAAAGAAAAGUGUGGAAAAAAAAGUGGGAAAGUGUGUCUUACAUCAUAAUGGUGUUUGUAGCACCUGUGCAAUAUUGCUUCUUGCCUGUAAGGGCCCGGUGUUGGUUUUCCAUUUGAGGAACAUUUUUAAGAAAACAAUUUUUUUUUUUGUCCAAUUUUGAGAGGCACAAAGGUAUGUUGUAUGCAUCCUUCAAUGUGUUCAGGAUUCUCUCAGAACUGGCCAUUUUGUGUUUUUUAGAUUCCUCACUCAGAUGAGCUAAUGUUUGUUGUGUAUGUUUGAGUGUCUGUGUGAUGGAGAGUGGGUGAGUGAGCAAAAAGAGUGUAAACCCAGUUAUGGUAUUUUCUGACACAGCUGCUACUUUAUUGAGUUUAUUUAUGAGUAUGACUGGGGACUUCUGUCCUUAUGAUGUGCCAAUAUUAAUUGUCAUUGGUCUUAAGGCUGUUUUUAAUGGCAAAGUACUUUAAUUGUUUGCACUGAGGAAAGGCAUCAUGAAUAAGACCAAAAGUAUUAAUCUGAUUGUUGGAUUGGGAGGGAGAAUUGAGAAUGGAAUUGUUCCUUUUGAUUGCAUUCACAUAAUAGAACUGUUAAAAGGUGUGGUGCUUAUUUGUUGAACUUUUAAAUGUCUUUAAAGCUUUUAGUUGUUUUAACAUUGGGCCAGGAACACUUUUUUUUUUUUUUUAUGUUCUCACAUCAGAUUCUUGUUCACUUUUGAUGGGUAUUAAUCUUUUUGUUUGCCUUUUGGAAAUUAUGUAAACAUGGUGUCUUCAAUACCACAAUAGUUGAUUAAGUGAAUGUCUGUUUUCUUAGUUUUUUCUAAUUAGUGUUAAGUGAUUAUAGGGAUGUGCACAUUCACAAGCACCUGCUACCGUUUUGUCUGUUAUGCAGUUUUAAAUAAUGCCUUGGUUUGCAAUCAGCUGCUUUUUACUAAAAAGUGUUUCACAUGUGAAUUUACAACUGUGAAUCUGUGUAAUUUUGUGUCAGGGAUAUAUUGAUCUCUGGUGUUUAAUUUGAAUGGGAAUUGUAAGUCAUUCUUUUUUUUUUUCUUUUGCAUGUUUUUUUGAAAAUAAUA